Adineta steineri is the source of this 543-nucleotide messenger RNA. Lineage: Eukaryota; Metazoa; Rotifera; Eurotatoria; Adinetida; Adinetidae. The record is from the annotation of a GenBank genome assembly.
AUGAUUGAUCUUUUGUCAAAUCGUCACCGAAAAAGCCUAAAAUCAGCUAUAAUUUGUUAUAGUGGUAUGAUUCCAUAUAUGCACAAUGGCUCAAUUAUAUCGUUGCUAUAUCAUCACGCUGUAGCAGCUAUAUCUUUUCCAUGUUGGACAGUAUUUGAUCAAUACGUCAUUACUUCUCGCAAUGCUGGUUUUAGAAAUCGAUGGAGUUCAGUUCGUGUUGCUCGAUGGAUAAUUGUUUAUUUACCCAUUAUCUUUGUUAGUGGUAUUAUUGAUGGUGUUUGUGUUUUACAAAAUGGUACAUUUACUCUAUUUAAUACUUAUUUCUUAACACCAUUUGUAUAUAGUGUGGGGCCAUUACUCAUUAUGACAGUAUGUACAUUGAGUACUCUACGAAAUCUUCGUUCAAUACGUAGUUUCAGACAACAAGGUUAUUUAACUAGACAAGCUCGUCGAAUGCUUAUUCCUCAAGUGAUUGUUUUAGGUGUAUCUAGAAUUCCAUUUGGUUUUCAAAGUAUUUAUCUUGAAUUAACUAAAGAAAUUUAA